This is a messenger RNA of Glossina fuscipes, 2115 nucleotides long. RefSeq lists its product as uncharacterized. Lineage: Eukaryota; Metazoa; Arthropoda; Insecta; Diptera; Glossinidae. The record is from RefSeq and is a predicted model, not a curated record. Bases 636 to 803 code for a protein of 55 amino acids. The transcript has a single exon.
ACUACGUACAUCGUCGAAAGUAGAGUUUCAUUCAUCUAAUUUUAAAUAUUUAAAAGUUUCUUAUUUUAGGGCUGGAUUAGCCGAGUUCCGCGUUUUAGAUGUUUCUAACUGAUUUAACCCUUAAUGUUUUUGGUACGCUAACUAUAUUUGAAUUGAAGCGUUGGAAUUAUAUUUCAAACACUUUCGGCAAUGAACGUUAGUAGGUCACGUAACGUCACAUUGAUGCGAUGCUGUUUGGCUGAACUGGUGUGUUUAGUUUCCUAUAUGUUUCCUAUUUUCGUUUCAUUUCAAAGAAAUUCUACUUUUACGAUACGAAAAAAGCUAUUUAAAUGUCCUAUUGCUUUAUGAAGAAUGGGAAAAUAUCCAAUUAUAAAAUUUCAUCGCUUUAGAAAUCAAACAGAUAUGACCUCACCACAACCGCUUUCAUCUAUAUAUAUGUAUUAGGUAAUUACUUUAAAAUUAUGAUACCCACAAAAUAUUAGCGAUUGAGAAAAACGUCGAUCUGGUAACACUUGAAUUGAAAUAUUUUAUAUUACGGUAUGAUUCAUUAUCUUUGAGUUGUGUUAGAAAAGCAAAGUUGUGAAAAGAAUUCAAUCUAUUGUUUUAUUUAACAAUUUAUUACAUAUAAUAAUCUGAUGGAAAAUUGUUGUGGCGGAGAAUUACGAAGUGAGUCGCCAGUUAGAAUGCUGAACGCCAUCAUCGACUCCAAGAUUAUAAGUGUUGAAGUUUUCACAGCAGCUGUGGGUAUUUUGUUUUUGGUGGUUUUGCUUAAGAACAAAUUUUGUAAUUUUUGCGGGACUUGACAGGAGGGAGCUCUCGGUUACUCGUUUAUUGGAAUUAUGUGUUAUAUGAAUAUUAAUGUACAUUCAGAAAUUAGAAAGAUACUUUUUAUUAUAGUCUUAAUAUAUACUUUAGGAUACAUACUAUUGUGAAUCCAUAUAGAAAUUUUGUAAAUAAAGUCGAAACUACUAAUAAUAUAAUUAUAUGCAUACGUACAUAUUAUCUGUAUAUAAUGAGCUAUUGCUAAUUUUAUUGUAUUUGUUCCGUUAAUGGUAAGCAUUACGCUAAAAAAUAUAUGACAUUUAAUCGUGGAUUUAAGGGCCAGAAACAAUUAGAUAAUAUGUGGAAAUUUUUUUUAAUACUGUAAAAUUCACAUAACAUCAUAAUAUUCUGCAACUCCAUUUAUAUCUGCAUUGAAGUGUUUUGAUAUGUUUUAUAAAAAAAUGACUAGUGAGGAAUAAAUAAUGUCUGCGCGAAGUAUAUGGACAGCGUCGGACAAAUAGGUAGAGCGGCAGAUUUCAAUCGAAUCAAAAGCUAAUUCUGAAUCUAUAGCUAUAACAAACGGUGGCUUUAUUUUAAAUCGCAUUUGGCGUUGCAUGCGUACCCAUAAACUUAAUAUUAAAAGCAUUGCUCUAAUCUUUUUUUUUAUUUUUUAAAAAUAUAUAUUGAAAAUCGGUUAUAAGAUCGUUUAAAGUCGACCACUCAAAAAAAAUUGUAUCAUUAGAGAACGUGAAGUGAGCAUGAAGCUACAACUGUUAUUCAGAGUAAAGGCAUGCUAGAAUUACGCACAGCUCGACAAAUAUAGAUCUGGAUUUAACGCGACUACAUGGUGAUGAUGAACAGUAUUCUAAAGACAAACAUGGAAGACCAACCAAAUUUAUAAUCCCACCGAGCACAGAGAAGUUAUAAACCUUGUAUAUAUUAUAUAUUAAAGUCAUCCUGCUGAAGCAGCAAAGGAGAAUUACUGGGCUUUUAUAUUGGAGGCAGUAAGUUUAUUCAGAUAUGCACCUAGAAGAACUUGAGGUCUAUUCUGAAUACAUCUUUAAAAAUCUUUGUAUAUAUGAUGCAUCACUUUCAUAUAAUAUUUCCCAAUAUUUGCCAUAUUUGGCUUCUACCGGAAAUAUAUGUGAUGCAAGCAAUCGAAAUGUGAACCGAAUGUUUUAAAUCAAAAAAAAAGGGAGAAAAGGUUUUUUUAUAUUAAUAUAAAUAAAAUAAAUUGGUAACAUUGUUGGUGCGGCAAUUUUUCCAUUCGUAACUUCUUCAUCUCAGUGGUUGCGCUGAUCAUAACCCUGUAGAAUUUGUUUAUUAUUAUUAUAGCUCGCCACCGCAUAUGUC